Molecule: messenger RNA, 1158 nt
Organism: Pocillopora verrucosa
Lineage: Eukaryota; Metazoa; Cnidaria; Anthozoa; Scleractinia; Pocilloporidae
Molecular function (GO): oligosaccharide binding
Source: RefSeq, a predicted model, not a curated record
AAGGAGGCAUGCAGCUGAUAGACAAAAGAUAGAAGUAACUUAUGCUCUAAUGAAUAACAUAUUAUCACCCUGAUCACGUAGAGUAUUUGGCGAGUUUGCGCAAAACAUUUUUUGAUUGAUCUAAAGUGUAUAUAAGAUGCAUCAAGUAUUGGGACUUUUGCAUUUUGAGGCAGACCACUUCUCAAACUGAACAAGAUAACUUCACUAGAUAUCAUCGGGGCUCACUGAAGUCAGGAGGUACUUAAGACAGUGAAAAGACAACUAUGGAUUUUUGUGCACUCAUCUUUGUGGUUUAUCUCGCCAUUGGCGCCGCUGCAGGGCACCAGCCACGUUCCUGUAAAGAAAUAUACGACCAGAACAGCGCCAGCUCCAACAAGGCAUAUACCCUCAGGUUAGACAAUGGAGAUCUGCCGGUGUACUGUUCCAUGAGUGGGGAGCUCGGAGAAUGCGGAGAUGGCGGAUGGACGCUGGUCAUGAAGAUUGAUGGUGAAAAGAACACGUUCUGGUAUGGUUCAAACAGGUGGUAUGACAGGUCUUCAUUCUCUCCCCAAAAUGGAGACACUGGGUUGGAUCACUUGGAGACCCAGUUACCAACCUACUGGAGCACUUCCUUCACCAAGAUCUGUCUCGGUAUGAAGGUCAAUGGAGUAACCAGGUUCUUGCAAGUGGAUAAGGCAGCAGCCUCACUGCAUGACCUCAUUGCUGAUGGUGAAUACCGUCCUACUUCGCUGGGUCGGGAUGAAUGGAAGACGCUGAUUGGUCCCGAUGCCUCUCUGCAGCUUAAAUGUAACAAAGAAGGGUUCAACUCGCAAGGAACUAUGCACCGUACCUCGAGAGUUCGAAUUGGAAUCAUCGCUAAUCAAGAAAACGAUUGCAACUUCCCUGAUUCCAGAAUCGGAUUUGGUGGAGGAGGGUCAGGAUUCGAAAACGCCUGUGGAAACGGAGCCUCGUGGAGUGCGGACAACGGAGACAAAAAUAUCAAGGCUUUCGGCUACAUCUUUGUUCAGUAAAGAAGCUAAACUGCUCUGCUUAAGGAAAAAGUUGCAUGCGACGUAAAGCGAUGAUCAUGCUCUAAUUUCAGUAAUGGGGAUUUUAAAUGUAGGUUUUUGCUUUUGCACUUACGCGAAAGAACAAUAAAAUUGGGUUAAUGAAUCUAAA